AUGUCCCAAAAAAAAGAAAUCAAAAUUGAAAAGAAUUCUCCGCUUUCACAAGAGAUAAAGCGUAUUAUUGAAAAUAUUACCAAAGAAUAUGGUGAAGGCACUAUUACUACCUUAGGGGAAAGUAAAUUUAAAGAUCAGCCUACUUUAUCUACCGGAAGUUUUAUUUUGGACCAAGAAAUAGGAGGUGGUUAUCCUUUUGGAAGGAUUGUUGAAAUUUAUGGAGAAAAUGCGAGUGGUAAAACUACUUUGGCUCUCCAUGCUCACGCCCAAAAUAUUGGGGUAAACAUUAACGAAUUAUUAGUUCUUCGUCCUAAAUAUGGCGAACAAGCCUUUCAAUUAUUAAUUGAAUUUAUUCGCGGGGGAGCAGGCUUGAUUGUUAUUGAUUCAGUAGCGCCUUUAAUACCGAUUGAGUUAUUGGGAAAUUGGGAAAGACCACCGAUUGGUGCUCACGCUAAAAUGUUAAAUAACGGUCUAAGUCAAAUUAACAAUGAAAUGACUAAUAAAGAGACAAUUAUAAUUUUUAUUAACCAAAUUCGAAAUAAAGUGUCUACUGGCUUUUUUAUUGGCAAUCCAAAAACUACUACGGGAGGAGUGGCUUUGACCUAUUACGCCAGUUUACGAAUAGAGUUAAAAAAUAAAAAAGAAAAAAUUGAGAAAGAAGGAGAAUAUGUUGGGAUUAAAGUUUGGUUUCGAAUUGAAAAAAACCGGUCAAUUUCUUCUCGUCCUGCUUCCAAAGAAAGCAAAGAAAAACCUAUUGAAAUGAUGUUUAAAGGUGGUGUCCAAGAAGAAAGGGAGAUGGUUGAUUUAGCCACUGAACUAAAUGUUUUGCAAAAGAGUGGCAAUUGA
This is a messenger RNA of Ambispora leptoticha, 846 nucleotides long. The record is from the annotation of a GenBank genome assembly. Lineage: Eukaryota; Fungi; Glomeromycota; Glomeromycetes; Archaeosporales; Ambisporaceae.